This is a messenger RNA of Spirodela intermedia, 192 nucleotides long. The record is from the annotation of a GenBank genome assembly. Lineage: Eukaryota; Viridiplantae; Streptophyta; Magnoliopsida; Alismatales; Araceae.
AUGUUGAGAUUGAUGCCGAGGAUGUUGGCCUUGAUGGCGGUGCAGAGGCACACGGCAGCCUCGAGGUCAACGAGUCCGCUGAUGAGGGAACAACAAGGUUCACUGGGCGGCUUCCCAAGUUUCAGCUUGAGCAGGUCGAGUACAUUCGCGCACACGCCCAGCUUGAGAGCGUCCCUGGGGCAGGAGGGGUAG